Messenger RNA from Nicotiana tabacum (common tobacco), 462 nucleotides. The record is from RefSeq and is a predicted model, not a curated record. NCBI's taxonomy places the organism in Eukaryota, Viridiplantae, Streptophyta, Magnoliopsida, Solanales, Solanaceae.
AUGGGUUCAAGGGUUGGAAAUAAUGCAGAAACAUCAGUCACAGUCACUCACUUACUCUACGCAGAUGACACCUUAAUCUUUUGUGGGGCAGAGAGAUCUCAGGUGCAAUUCCUCAACCUGACACUACUCCUAUUCGAAGCUAUCUUAGGGCUGCACAUCAAUAUGUUGAAGAGCAUGAUUUACCCAGUGAAUGAAGUUCCAAAUCUGGAGGAGCUGGCUAAUCUAAUGGGCUGCAGUAUUGGCUCCCUUCCCACAACCUACUUAGGCCUCCCUCUAGGAGCUAAGUACAAGGCAACAGAUAUAUGGAAUGGAGUAAUUGAGAGAGUGGAGAAAAAAUUGGCAACAUGGAAAAUGCAGUAUCUUUCUAUGGGUGGUCGACUGACUCUAAUCAGCAGUGUUAUAGAUAGUAUCCCUACCUAUAUUAUGUCCCUUUUCCCCAUACCAAACAAGGUGCAGAAGUAA